Messenger RNA from Pleurotus ostreatus (oyster mushroom), 5262 nucleotides. RefSeq lists its product as uncharacterized. The transcript is spliced from 6 exons. Gene Ontology annotation, molecular function: ATP binding; 3'-5' DNA helicase activity; four-way junction helicase activity. Bases 1 to 5262 code for a protein of 1753 amino acids. Gene Ontology annotation, cellular component: chromosome; cytoplasm. The record is from RefSeq and is a predicted model, not a curated record. Gene Ontology annotation, biological process: double-strand break repair via homologous recombination. NCBI's taxonomy places the organism in Eukaryota, Fungi, Basidiomycota, Agaricomycetes, Agaricales, Pleurotaceae.
AUGGAUUACUGUGCCCACUGCGGCGACGAGGCUACGCGGAAUCAUGAUCGUCGAGUUCAUCCUGAAGAAGUUACGAUAAAACCAAACGAAACCCAAGUCUAUAUCAUCAAAAGAACGGCAAGCUUCCACUAUAAGUGCCCAUUCUGCGAUGAGACGCACAAACGUGAAAUCGACAUUCGUGCCCACGUCUCCCAAGCCCACGCAGGCAGUCAUACCCACCAGACUAUGCGCCAACAAUUGCCAAAUGUCGCGGAUAGCUACCCUUUGCCUGCGAAGCGUUCAAAGGACCAUGCAGACGACGAAGCCGUUACGCCCAAGCGACCACGACUGGAUACAUCCUCGGCCAUACUCAUGACGACAUUGCCUCCCUCCUCGCCCUUUUCUUGUGCCACAUCGGAACCGCCGUCCGACUCCACCCUUGUCCCUUUGAGUCCCCUUUUCCAAUCGCACUUGGGCAAGCAACCACCGACACCCCAAAUUGUCGACCUGCCUACCAAGCGCGCUCCCCAAUCACGCAGACGAAACGUAGUUAAAGAAUUCACGCUGCAGCAGGCAGGGAUUUAUUUCCACCAGCCGACACGUCUGUUCCUCUGCGUCGAAUGCAGCACCGCUGUUCCCGCCGAGCACAUACCCACUCACGUAAACGACUCUUGCCCGCGACCUGUCGUGUACGAUCGAGAACUCUUGCAUUCCAAAUUGGGAGCCCUCGACGCCAACCAAGAUCUCGUCUUCCCCGUUGAAGGGCUGGAUUCUCCCAUCCCGUUACUGCCUAUCAUCAAGGGUUGGCGUUGUGAAAUUCCAGGCGCCUGCUUCGGACACGUCUUUGGCGCAGAAACGACUAAAAACGACCAUCAAAACCGGCAACAUCCUGGAGCACAGGCGUCAUUCUCUGUCGUUCAGUGUCAACAGGUUUUCAAAGCUCGCAAUCGCACCCGAUAUGUCAUGAUCAAGCCUGCUACAGAUCCCACCGCCGUCGUGCCACCCAAUUCUAUGACAUCGUGGCGCGAGAUCAAAAAGAAACUCGAAGUUGAAGGCGCAUUGACAACCCCCGACGACCGCAUGGUCACCCACACCCAACUCUCUCCGUUGGAGAACGUUACCAAAUGGCACCUCACCCUCCCAGGAGCGCAUCUCAGCUCCACUCGAGAUUACUCUCGCGAACCGCAGCCAGAACAGGCGCCCUCCACUUACAUUCGAAUUUUUGCUGCGUUCAAGGCCUAUAUAGUCCAGAUUGUCGCCCCAGUCGUCGAGCUGAAGAGCAACACGAUGCUCCUUCACCUUAUCAAUUCACCGGACAAAGGGACAUGCGAACGACAUCCGUUUCGACUACCUCAGAACCACUCAACUGUGUCUCACUACGCCUACAUAUUCUCCUGCAUGAUGACGUUCGUUGUUCGCGCAGUCGACAAGCCUAUCCCAGGAUUCCCUGUUACCACCACCGACGCGCAAUUACUUAACAUCCGCCAAUUACUCACCACGGAAGUCCCGGAGGACCUCGAGCACGCACCUCCUCCCUUUUGGGAACAAUUGCAUACGCUAUGCUGGUCGUUGUUCACUUCCAUCCCAGUCUCCGCCGCAUUCAACGAGCUCGACAUUCCUCUGACGCGCUUUUUAAUCGCGUAUCAUCUACGCGACGACCUAAGUUCUCGCUUCAAGGCGGCGACCCACAUUUGCCAUAAUAUGAUUGCCAUCCAAUGGUGUUGGCGCGCCAUGGCUCUAUACGAAUGCAAAAAACUCGCUCCCAAACACACAGAAGGUGAAAUAGGCGUCUAUGAGUCGAUCUCUCGAUAUAUAACAGAGGGAGGACACUCCCCCUUUGCUGUCCUUCGAUGCCACAUCCAUCCCAUCACCGCGAUCUCGAUGCAAGAGCCCAGCCUCCCUCUCUUCCUGAUGGGGGCAGACAUGGAGACUUUCUCCUUUAAAUCUCAUCCGUUCACUAUGUCCUCUUUCAAAGAUUUCGCAGUAGGCCUGGUCUCUUCAUCCGAGUCGCUGCUGCUAUCCAUUCUCGACGGACUCGAUAUUACGGACCUUGAUGCACGCAUCCACACUGCAUUGUCACUCGACAACAGCGACGGAUGGUUCAAAGACACACUACGAGACGAAGAAUACGGAUAUUCCUUCAUCACUGACAAAAGAAACGACUUCGCCCGAUACCAGGAUUUGUUAAUGGAUCACCUCUGUCGUAACGACAGCACCACGUAUGCCGUCCAUACUCCUGACGGCAUCCAAUUCAAACCCAACGCCCUCUUGUCCUUCAUCGACGACGUUGAUGACCUGGUCGAACACCUGUACGCCUCGUUGAACUUCACUUGGGCAGGAGCAGCGAGGGGGACUGAGAUAGAGGACAUACGUUAUAAAAAUGGCCAUGCCCCUCGCAAUUUGUACUUCACCAACGGCGUGCUCACCUUUGUUACUUUCUACAACAAAACCCAGCACAAUACCGGCCGUCCGUCGAUGAUUCCUCGCGCUGUCCCACCCCGCUUGGCGCGCCUCUUUAUCAUCCUCCUCGCCGUCAUAUACCCCUGCACCAAGUACGUCGCCAGCAUUCAGUCCACCAAAGCCCACGCCGCCCUCUAUAGCAGCUGCAUCUUUGUCCAUCGAGCUCGACCGCUCAACACCGAGCGGAUGACUGACAUUUUACGGCGAUUCACUCAAGAAUACUUCAUAUUCCCUCUCGGCGUACGCGACUGCCGACACCUCAUGAAAUUCGUGCUGAAGCACGCCGUUGGUUUGGCGCUGCAAGAGGAUCCGGGAGAUACCCCAUCGCUGUAUCGAAUCCUCGAUGGACUAUGGGGACAUUCGGCGAAAGUCUCCCAAACUUACUAUGCCGUCGAGGAGGACACGUUCUCCCACAUUGAUGCAAAGGAUGUCACCAAAGCCCAGAUAUUCUCGCUAGCCUAUCACGAAUGGCUGGGCAUCGGCUACGAUCACCUCCCCGCCAACCUUCGCAUUCAACAUAUCGACCCCGAUAAAGUCCAAAACCCGGCGCCCGUAGCUAAGAUCGACACGACUUCGUUUACCAAAUCCCUCAACGCGACCAUUCCUAUUAUUGGCGACGCGCUGCAAUCCACCGUCUUCGAUGCCAUUCAGACGUAUAUGGACAUGCAAGGCAUCCAACCUCGACGGUCUCAACCUACCUCCCCCAAUAUCUGCACGUCAUCCCAAGUCGUAGUCCAUCCGACGCGCCAACGAGCGUUGGAACGGCUCUACGGGUCAUCUGAACCUCGAUUCACCAGCCCGCAGCAAGGAGAGCUAUUCGAACUUGUCAUGCAGAAUACCCGACACGUCCUGGGCAUUCUCCCGACAGGAGGAGGCAAAAGCCUUAUGUUCUACGCCCCCCCGCUUCUUGAGACAGAGGGUAUAACCAUCGUAAUCAGUCCGUUCGCGGCUCUAGCACAUCAGCAAUUUCAAGAAGCCAAACGCUACGGUAUUGACGUUGUCCAAUGGCCAUCAUCCCAAAUCGACUGUUCUACCGUUCGGCUACUCGUAGUGCACGCUGAGCAACUCCUUCAUGGUCAACUAGAUGCCUGGCUUACACGCGCAUCUCGACUUGGCCUAAUCAAGCGUAUCAUCUUCGACGAAGCUCACAAAAUCCUCAUUUCGUCUGGUUAUCGUGACUGCUAUUCGAAAGUUAAAGAAUUCAUGGACCUCGGCGUGACAAUCAUCUUCCUCACCGCGACCAUAUACCGUCGGAGUAUCCCCACGCUUGCGAAGGUCUUUGAAAUCGACACCUUAGAGGUCGUAGCUGCGCCCACUAUGCGCACCAACAUCCGAUAUCAAGUGGAUACGUACGAUGAUCAACAAAUCCUCCUACUCACCCUCAAGGAAGAAUACGUCAGGGCAUAUGAAGUCGCCGAGGCACGCGAUCGCUUCCUCAUCUAUUGUCAUUCAUACGGCGAGUGCGAUAGAAUCGCGAAGGAGUUGGGAUUACCUGUCUACAAGGCGAAAUACACCAAUGAUCCCGAAGCCGAUGCAGAGACGAGACGCCAAAUCCAACAAGCGUGGGUGAGAGGAGAACCGCAAGGCCUUGUGGCGACCACCGGCUUUGGCACAGGCAUCAACUAUCCGUAUGUCACCUACGUCUUCGUUGUCAAUCCCUACGACAUGGUGAGCGUUACCCAACAAACUGGUCGCGCAGGCAGAAUUGGCCCGGCGGCACGCGCGAUGAUCAUGGCUUAUCGGCCUAUGCUGCGCAAACUUCAAUCCGACGCAGGGCCAGACCAUGCGGGAAAGCUCCAACUUCACAAGUUGUUUACGACGAAUACAUGCCGCCGUCUAACACUAGGCAACUUUGACGACGAGGCCCACUCCUGCCACUCGUUGUCAGGUAGCACGCUGUGUGAUUAUUGCGAAAAUCUUGAGCACCUGCCGCCUGUUCCUCCAUGUUACGUGUAUCCUCAUCACAUGUCAGCAAACGUAAACACCAACAGCGGGGCGGAGCAACCGAGCAGCAGUGGCACUCGCCAACAAGGGCCCCAUUCACUUACGUCGAAUUCUGCAUCGUCCGAAACAGCACGCGGGACUGGAUACACAGACAUCGACAAUGGCUCUCAAUCCUCCUCAGGAACCCAAUCAUUUUUCGACAAACACUGCGCCCGCCCUGUAAACCCGCUCUUUACUGCGACUCCUUCAGCGUCAGCGACGGCACCCCCACGCCCCAAGGGUCAUCACCAAGGCCUCGCAUUCAAUCAAGCGGAAGGCGAGGCCAAACGUCUAUUCGAGCAACGCCGCGCAGACUCACUCGAGCAGCUCUGCGACUUGAAAUAUAGGUGCCUAAUAUGCCAAGUCUUCGGUAGAAAUCCCUGCGGAUUUGAGAGCGUACUACAAUGCCCGGUGACUGUCCUCGGCUACAAAUGUCAAUACCAACACGAAGGACGUUUGCUGUCUACCAUUCACGAUGAGGACUACAAACCGUUACUCAAGAGAUUUGACCCCGCAUCCAAAGUCUGCUGGAUCUGCUACUACCCAUUUUCUUACAAAAAGCACACCAAAAACGACGCAACCUGCCAGGAGCAGAAAGACAUCCUCUCCCCCAUCGCCUGGGCCCUCUUCUGUUUACCCAUAGUUCUGUCGCCCGCCGCGGGGCAAUCUUUGCAGGAGAAAAUACUGACAUCGGCCGGAAUCACGGACCCAGUCUUCGAGACAGUGGAGGGGUAUUCUAAAUGGCUCGUCAAGCAACACCAAAGCGUUCAGAACUCUUCGAACCUCGUGGAAAUAUGCAUUGCAUUUGCAGACCUUUACCGCGCAAAGGACUGGCCGUAG